This is a messenger RNA of Paramormyrops kingsleyae, 2441 nucleotides long. RefSeq names its product cytochrome P450, family 7, subfamily A, polypeptide 1b (gene cyp7a1b). Gene Ontology annotation, biological process: cholesterol homeostasis; bile acid biosynthetic process. Lineage: Eukaryota; Metazoa; Chordata; Actinopteri; Osteoglossiformes; Mormyridae. The record is from RefSeq and is a predicted model, not a curated record. Gene Ontology annotation, molecular function: heme binding; oxidoreductase activity, acting on paired donors, with incorporation or reduction of molecular oxygen; steroid hydroxylase activity.
UGAUUUUUUUUCUUCAGCUUUUCUACUCCUACUCCUUUUCUGAGACCACCUCUGUCAUUAGCUGGGAGGAGCGAAACCCGCUAGGUUCCCUUACAUCCCUGCGAUGGUGGACCGAGAAAGUAACACUUUACCAUGGCCGCCUUAAGCAUCCACAUUCUCGUGCUCUUUUUGUGCAUCUUGUUGGUUUUGAAGCUCUGCGGCUUCAGGAAAAGGCAACAGGAUGAACCUCCGCUAAUGAACGGCUGGAUCCCCUUUCUUGGCGUCGCGCUGGAAUACGGGAAAAACCCCCUGGAAUUUUUGAGGUCGAUCCAGAGGGAAUACGGAGACAUUUUCACUUGUAAAAUAGCCGGGAAAUACUUCACCUUUGUGACGGAUCCUUUCUCCUAUAGCGCGGUGUUUCGCCAGGGAAGGAAUCUUGACUUCCAAAAGUUUGCACUGGGAUUCUCCCGGAAGGUGUUCGGCCAUGCCGACUUCAACGCCCCCAUGUACAGUGGGAGCUACAGGGACAUCCACCCCAUUUUCCGACAAACGCUGCAAGGGCCUGUCCUCCAGCAGCUCAUCUCCACCAUGAUGGAGAACAUCCAGAUGGUGAUCCGCAGGGACGACAGCUUCAACUGGGUCACCGAGGGCCUGCAGCGCUUCGUGGACCGGAUCAUGUUCGAGGCCGGGUACCUGACUCUCUUCGGCAAAGAGGAUGAGGCGUUGGUCAGUGGCGGCGGCGGCCGUGGCGCCCCCCAGUGGCUGUCCAUGAGACAGGCCAUGGAGGACUUCCAUGCCUUUGACAAGGCCUUGCCCGAGAUGGCAGCCGGACUCCCCAUACACUUACACUUGAAGGCCUUUCGAGCCCGUGAGGCACUAGCCCAGAAGCUCCACCACCGACGUCUGAAGAGGAACAAGUGCUUAUCGGCUCUCGUCGAGAGGAGGAUUCAGGCUUUUGAUAAAAUGGAGGAGCUCGACGAGCAUGGCAAAGCCAGGACACACUUAUGCAUUCUGUGGGCUUCCCAAGCCAACACCUUACCUGCAACAUUCUGGAGCCUGUACUACAUGCUAAGGUCUCCAGAUGCCAUGAGGGCUGCUCAAGCUGAGGUGGACCGAGUGUUGAGGGAGUCCGGCCACACGCCAGAAAACCUGGACAAACCGGUGGUCCUUUCUAAAGACCAGCUAGACGGCAUGUUGGUGCUGGGAAGCAUCAUAGAGGAAGCCCUCCGGCUCUCCAGUGCUUCCAUAAUGAUCCGCGUCGCCAACGAGCACUUCACCUUCACUCUCGAUUCCGGCAAGAUGGUUGCCAUCCGCAAAGGGGAUCACAUUGCCAUGUUCCCGCAGAUGAUGCACAUGGACCCAGAGAUCUACGAGAAUCCCACGGAAUUCAAGUUCGACAGAUUCCUGGAUGAGAAUGGGCAGAGGAAGACAGAUUUCUACAAGAACGGCAGGAAGCUGCGGCAUUUCCUCAUGCCCUUCGGGUCCGGGGUCAGUGAGUGCCCCGGUCGCUUCUUUGCCAUAAAUGAGAUCAAGCAGUUUCUCACGUUGACUCUCUGCUACUACGACAUGGAGCUACAAGACCCUGCAAUGCCUCCUUUGACCACAGACUGUACCAGGGCUGGUCUGGGCAUCUUGCCACCCAAACAAGAUAUUUCCCUUAGAUACAGACUCAGACGAUGGGUCCCGACACACCUGCAAGCGCCACGUUAGCUGGUGCACUCCUGUCAUCAGCUGGCGGAGUCUCGCUAACUCGUAAUAGCUAACACGUUCAACUAAAAUUUACAUUUCGAACACCGUAAUGUGACUUAGCAACUGUGUAUCUUUGCUUGGAAUUCCAGGUAGAGGUUUGGGAUCAUGUAAAUGUUUUUUUUGGGAUAGUAAUUUUUGGACACCUGGAAUACUUUGGAAACUGCGAAGUCUCUUGAUGAGUCCCUGAGUCUUAUUUCCCAGCAAGACAUGAGUGCAUUUACAGGAAAAAAUACUUAAGUGGCUGAUUAUAUACAGAGGAUCCAUGCAGGCGCGGGGCAACAUUGGAACUCACCACAGCUGAAAGCGGAUUGGCCCCCAGAAUGCCUUCUCCCCUGUCACUCAUCGAUUCAAAACAUAUCAUUGGCUAAUGGUAAGGUUGGCCCGUCUUUAUAAAUUAUAGCUUCUUAAUCCUAGUAUUACCCAUGUAGUAGCAUGGGAGCAUGAAGGGAAAACAAACAGCUACUUUGAGAGCGUGGUACAAUAUUUCCCCGUUAUUAUUGUUUGAAUGCGUUUUAAGACAUUCUUACCAUGUCUGGAAGUAAUGGGAGAGACAACCUAAUAAAAUAUGUAAUAGGAUGCUAUUGUGCUUUCUGUUUCUUAGGGUACAGUAUAUUAAGCUGUGGCAUCUGAUUUAUCUCUGUGCCCAACAGGCCUUCAUAUUGGUUAUGUAAAGAACAAUGCAGUUUGUUAAUAAAUCUGUUCCUUGACUGGAA